Molecule: messenger RNA, 531 nt
Organism: Mesorhabditis belari
Lineage: Eukaryota; Metazoa; Nematoda; Chromadorea; Rhabditida; Rhabditidae
Source: the annotation of a GenBank genome assembly
AUGCGAUUACUUGGACUCCUUUCUUUAUGCAUCUGUGCCGUCGUUUCUCCACCACCGGGACAGAAGAAAUGUGUGAACGGUACAUUGGCGAAUGGGAUCUGUUUGUGUGAUUUCGGGUACACUGGGACGAUGUGUCACCGAAAAAUGAACUGUGAUACGUUGGAGCGAUUACCUAAUGGAAGUUGUGAGCCAUGCGUGAAAGGAUGGGCUGGAGCCGAUUGUGACAGAAUUGAUUGUGGAGAAAAUGGAGCUCCGAAUGGGGAUCACACAAGGUGUCGAUGCGAAGAUCCUUACUCAGGUGAGUAUUGUGAUGUUUUGAAGACUGGCGACGUCUUGCACAGUUACAAUCGCUAUUUCACAACGAUCGGCCCACUUGGAGUCAUUUUCGUCAUUCCAUUAGCUCUCAUGGUUAGAGCUUGCAACAAAGCAUCAGCAAAGCUGAGAACAGCUAAGGUUGAGCGACAUCUAGAGACUCACAUCGUGAAGGGAAUGGAUUUAGAUCCAAAAGUCAUUCAUAAACUUCUCAAGAAA